Messenger RNA from Nerophis ophidion (straightnose pipefish), 1796 nucleotides. RefSeq names its product homeobox C11a (gene hoxc11a). Gene Ontology annotation, molecular function: RNA polymerase II cis-regulatory region sequence-specific DNA binding; DNA-binding transcription factor activity, RNA polymerase II-specific. The coding region runs from base 143 to 1147 and encodes 334 amino acids. Gene Ontology annotation, biological process: anatomical structure development; regulation of transcription by RNA polymerase II. The transcript is spliced from 2 exons. Lineage: Eukaryota; Metazoa; Chordata; Actinopteri; Syngnathiformes; Syngnathidae. The record is from RefSeq and is a predicted model, not a curated record. Gene Ontology annotation, cellular component: nucleus.
CAAAUUGAUAUAUGACAAUAUCUACUUUCGAUCACGUGUCCGCCAGGCGACUUAGACGGAUUGCGCGUCAUCUCGCCUUCCCAAAUUUUUCUCGAGUGCUGCAGCUCGUAUCCAAAACAUCUUUAUCGACGGAGCGCGAAAGAUGUUUAACUCUGUGAACCUGGGCAACUUCUGCUCCCAGACGCGCAAGGACCGGACAUCCGACUUUGGGGACAGGGCGGGCUGUGCGUCCAACCUUUACCUCCCCAGCUGCACCUACUACGUGCCCGAGUUCUCCGCCGUGUCGUCCUUCCUCCCGCAGGCCCCGUCCCGGCAGAUAAGCUACCCGUACUCCACGAACCUCUCCCAGCCGGUGCGGGAGGUGUCGUACGGUUUGGACGCGGCCAGCAAAUGGCAUCACCGGAGCAACUACGCGUCGUGCUACUCGGCCGGAGAGGAGCUGGUGCACCGGGACUGCCUCCCGCCCUCCACCAUGACAGAAAUGCUGAUGAAGAACGAGAGCGUGUACAGCCACCAUCACGCACAUCACCACCACCACCACCCGGGCUCCGGACACCCCUCCGCGGGCUUCUACUCCGGCGUGGCCAAAAACAACGUCCUCCCGCAGGGCUUCGACCGCUUUUUCGAGACGGCGUACUGUAGCAGCACGGACAAUCAGACGGACUCUUGUUUACAAAAGGCCGAGGCGGGGAAGCUGCAAGGCGGCGGCGGCGGUGGAGGAGGCGGUGUUGCAGCUAACGACCCCCAGCAGCAGCAGUCCGGCUCGGCAGGCUCUCUCCCGGCUGCCUCGGAUCAGGACAAAGACGCGGACGCGGACGACGAUGAUCCGGAUGAAGAGCACACCAACUCCGGUUCGUGCACGUCGUCCUCCGCAGCCACCAAGGAAGGCACCGGAAACAAGAGCAGCCACUCCAGCACCCCGCGCACAAGAAAGAAGAGGUGUCCCUAUUCCAAGUUCCAGAUCCGUGAGCUGGAGCGAGAGUUUUUCUUUAACGUUUACAUCAACAAGGAGAAACGUCUGCAGCUCUCCCGCAUGUUGAACCUCACCGACCGCCAGGUGAAGAUUUGGUUUCAAAAUAGACGAAUGAAGGAGAAGAAGCUGAGCAGGGACCGCCUGCAGUACUUCUCCGGGAACCCUUUGUUGUGAGUGUGGGCAUGCGAGGAGCGUGCAUUGUCACAGUCUCGGUCAGUGCCAAUUGUUCCACUCAAACUAUAGUAAACUGGGCUUCACAAAAAAACAACAAAAAAGGGGUGGGGUGUAAAAACCCACUGUAUCACCAACAGUGCAAUGUGGACUUUUUUUAAAGGGCCUGCAUGAGGUUGACAAAAAAAGUUGCCAUUUUCUUAUAUUGCGCACGGGUGGCGGUGAAUUUCUAGCUGGUUCUCAGAAAAUAGGCCUAUAAUUAUUGCAAAUAUUCACUGAUGCUGGUAUUGUCUCUUUUUAUGUUUAUUCCGAAUGUUUUUUGUUUAGUUUUUUUAUAUAAUGUAAUAACAAUAAUCCUUAUUGCGCGGACAUAUUUCCUCCCCCAGCUCUCUGGUCCAUGUAUAUAUCAUAUAAUUGUAAUUAUUUCUCGACCAGAAUAUACUAUAUAUAUAUAUAUGUAUAUAUACACACACACAUAUAUAUAAACAUUUUUCCAAGCUGCAAUAACAAAUGUGACGUCCAAUCUGUGAAAUUAUAACCUCCCACCCAACACACACACACACACACACACACACACACACACACACACACACACACACACACACACACACACACACACACACACACACACACACACACACACACACACACA